GUGUGAACAUCUGGGAAACGUUAUGAAAUGCUGAACUGGACAUUUUUACAAAGACAGUUUCCAGUUUCUGCAGAAGUUGAACAGAAAACCUGACGUUUCUUCUUCUGCUCGAGCGUUUCUGCAGAGACCUUCACAGAGACAGACGUGGACUGUCAGUCUUCAUCUCGGAGGACGACAGACAGAGACGCCGCCAUCAUGGCAGACUACCCGUACGAGAAGCAAGAUGAUGAUGAUAACACCUGGAUCAAAGAGCCUCCUGCUCUCUCCCUCUCAGGUGUCUCCAGGUUCAGACGUUGGUUGUUUCCUGCUCUGGCAGCUGUAGCCUUCCUGGUUCUGAUCAUAGCAGUGGGAGCUAUCAACACAAAGACGUCGAAUCGCCUGUCCUCUGUGGAGCAGAGCGUGUCCAACCUGAGCAGCGUCCUCCAAUCACUGAACGCCUCCCUGCAGCACGCUGAAGAGACAGCCAGGACAGUUCACUCACUGCAGUCUGAAGUGAAGAACAACAGGCAGCAGCUGACCUCAGUGUCGGAGGCCUUGAAGCAGCUGUCCGUCGUGGACUCUCUCAGCAGGAGCGUCGCUCUGCUCAAAUGUUCCCUCGAACACAUCAUCAACAACAGUUCAGUGGGGGACGGCUGCUGUCCCCUGGGUUGGAAAAUGUUCAGCUCCACCUGUUAUUUCUUCAGCACUUUGCCUCUGUCCUGGAACGAGUCCAAACACUGGUGUGAGAGACAGGAGUCCCACCUGCUCGUCCUCACCACUGAUAAGGAGUGGGACUUUGUGACCCAUCAGACAGUUCCUGAGUGGUUCUGGGUCGGUCUGAGUGAUGGGAGAACUGGGAGGUGGGAGUGGGUGAACCAGACUCCGUACACCAUGGAGCGCAGGCACUGGGUUCCCGGGCAGCCUGACAGCUGGACCGGUCACGGCCUCGGCCACGGAGACGAGGACUGCGCUCACCUGCACAGGAGUGGACGCCUCAACGACCUGCACUGCUCCACCAACCUGCGCUACAUCUGCCAGAAACACAGCGUGCACACCUGAACGGACCCGCCGCACCGUCCUGGCUCCGCCCACACACGGCUCACCUCACCUGUUAGUAAAUGACAUGAACAGCUCUGACCAAUCAGGUGUCAGGAACUUGUCACAGAUUCAAUACAAAGAUGAUGCUGUCAAUAAAAAAACAUGGCCGCCUGGA
This is a messenger RNA of Toxotes jaculatrix (banded archerfish), 1192 nucleotides long. It is a transcript of the gene asgr1a, whose product is annotated as asialoglycoprotein receptor-like 2. The transcript has 9 exons. The record is from RefSeq and is a predicted model, not a curated record. NCBI's taxonomy places the organism in Eukaryota, Metazoa, Chordata, Actinopteri, Toxotidae. Bases 196 to 1038 code for a protein of 280 amino acids.